Messenger RNA from Venustampulla echinocandica, 1632 nucleotides. RefSeq names its product putative homoserine O-acetyltransferase. Lineage: Eukaryota; Fungi; Ascomycota; Leotiomycetes; Helotiales; Pleuroascaceae. Gene Ontology annotation, biological process: L-homoserine metabolic process. The coding region runs from base 1 to 1632 and encodes 543 amino acids. Gene Ontology annotation, molecular function: L-serine O-acetyltransferase activity; homoserine O-acetyltransferase activity. The transcript has a single exon. The record is from RefSeq and is a predicted model, not a curated record.
AUGAGUUCUGCCACUACCAGACAUAUCGUCGCGUUGGGGCGCCUGGCAACAAGGCCGACAAAGACAAAAGGCAAGCCACGGACCGUGGUAAAUACGUGUGUUAGGCCAUCAUCCACGAUAUCCCCCACCGCCAUUGCUUCCACGCACUCGACUCCCCAAACAUACAAAUUCAAACUGCAGAAUGCAGCUAGAGAAUUCCAUGUUAAGGUCCCUCGGAAGAGUGGAUCGACUGGCACCGCCGAAGCCUCCAACCCAGCGAUGGCAUUUCCUUGUCUAGACGCGCUCGAAUCGAAAUCCGCAACGCUCGCAGCUCGAUCAAUGUCUGCCGCCAGCGGCCCGGAACCUUCAUAUACGAGCGGUGCAACUCUAAGCUACCACUGCCAGGAUUCGUUAUUGUUGGACUGGGGUGGCGUCCUACCAGAUUUCGACAUAGCCUACGAGACUUGGGGCGAACUAAAUGCCGAUAGAUCUAAUGUGAUCCUCCUUCAUACCGGCCUCUCGGCAUCCUCGCAUGCUCAUUCAACAGAGAAGAACCCGAAACCCGGCUGGUGGGAAAAGUUUAUUGGACCAGGUGGCUGUUUGGACACGAACAAGUACCAUAUAAUAUGCACCAAUGUCAUAGGAGGAUGCUAUGGCUCUACUGGACCCAGUAGCAUCGAUCCAGCCGAUGGGCAGAGAUAUGCUACGAGAUUUCCGAUCCUUACCAUGCAAGAUAUGGUUCGCGCACAAUUCCGACUUCUCGAUGGCCUUGGAAUCAAAAAGUUAUAUGCAAGCGUGGGAGCUAGUAUGGGAGGGAUGCAAUCACUAGCAGCUGGCGUCUUGUUCCCAGAGAGAGUUGGUAGAAUUGCCACCAUUUCUGGAUGUGCACGGAGCCAUCCUUAUAGCAUUGCAAUGCGGCAUACACAAAGACAAGUUCUCAUGAUGGAUCCGAAAUGGAAUCGAGGCUUUUACUACGACAGCAUUCCGCCGCACGCCGGGAUGAAGCUCGCUCGAGAAAUCGCUACUGUCACAUAUCGAUCCGGUCCGGAAUGGGAGCAGAGGUUUGCUCGACGUCGCGCAGACCCCCGCAAGCCUCCUGCUCUAUGUCCCGAUUUCCUCAUCGAGACAUAUUUAGACCAUGCGGGGGAGAAAUUCAGCUUGGAGUAUGAUGCGAAUAGUCUUCUCUAUGUCAGCAAAGCAAUGGAUCUCUUUGAUCUCGGCGCUGCUGCUCAAUCUGCGAGUGCUGCUCGUCGCACCGCACAUGCCGAGCGUCUGGCAUCUGCACACCCUGAAACAUUGGAGCGAGAAGCAUCUUGCAGUCUAACGCUCCCAGAGACUCCGUAUGAAGAGCAACCAGAAGCAAAUACGCCUAGUGAUUUAUCGUCUCCCGUGACAACCCCAACAGGGCCUCCCCAAGACCUGGUACUGGGGUUGAAAGGAUUGAGGGAUCAUCCCACCCUGGUUAUGGGGGUUGAGAGUGAUAUUUUAUUCCCAGCAUGGCAGCAGAGAGAGAUUGCCGAGACUUUGCGAAAAGCAGGCAAUAAGAGUGUCACACAUGUGGAGUUAGGGGAGGACACAAGUCUCUUUGGGCAUGAUACCUUUUUGUUGGACUUGGAUCAUGUUGGGGGGAAUCUAAGGGAAUUCCUGGCCUGA